AAUAGACGCGGUGGUCCAAAUUAACCCAACGGAUCAUGCUCUGUGCUCUCUGCAGAUCUGUGAUCAGUUGGAGGUUAACUGGUAGCUUUUAUAGAGCAGCAGCCACAAUGGCAGAGGCUCUUGCAAAAAUUCCCGACGUUGAGAUUGAUCACGAAGGGACCUUUAAAUACAUACUGCUUAGAGUGAAAGUAAAAGAUGGCGAUGCGCAGAAAAACGUAGUGCGAGGCACUAAGAGUGCAGAGUACCACAAUCACAUAUUUGAGAAGGUCAAUCCAGCUCUGGAGGCCUUAGGAAUGGAGUGCAAAUGCCUUGGAGGAGGGAAGAUAGAGCACGACAACAAAAACAAGAAGAUCAGGGUGUUUGGAGAAUCAACUGCAUUUGGGAAAGCAGACCACUCUGUGUCUGUGGAGAAGCUGAAAACUGUCUUCGGUGACUACGAGGUCACUUGGUCUGAUGACAAAAAAUAACUCCUCUUCUCCUGUAGAGAUGGCUACCUUCAUCUAUGACUCCAAACCAUGUGUUCCGUUAUCAUCCAAUUUAAAUUCAGCAUUAAACUCGCAGCGAAAGCCCAUACUUAUACAAAGCACUCUUAAUUUCUGUUAAAUUAAACAUUUCUUUCAACUCA
Cyprinodon tularosa is the source of this 625-nucleotide messenger RNA. RefSeq lists its product as uncharacterized. The record is from RefSeq and is a predicted model, not a curated record. Gene Ontology annotation, cellular component: cytosol. Gene Ontology annotation, molecular function: protein histidine phosphatase activity. Bases 36 to 467 code for a protein of 143 amino acids. Gene Ontology annotation, biological process: peptidyl-histidine dephosphorylation. The transcript is spliced from 3 exons. NCBI's taxonomy places the organism in Eukaryota, Metazoa, Chordata, Actinopteri, Cyprinodontiformes, Cyprinodontidae.